Molecule: messenger RNA, 2645 nt
Organism: Closterium sp. NIES-67
Lineage: Eukaryota; Viridiplantae; Streptophyta; Zygnematophyceae; Desmidiales; Closteriaceae
Source: the annotation of a GenBank genome assembly
CGACGAGAAGCAUGCACGUAGUGUUUGGAUUUUAGUGGAGGCGACAUGGCUGGAACACCCAGACAUGCCUCUAGACAAGCUCUUCAUGCUCCCAUCGCUCCCACGCUUUUAGAAUCUAAUGGCAGAGGCGUUCGAAGCCAUCGGCUUGUAGAAGAAGAGCAGGAGUCCGAUCAGAGAAGCAUGCACGUCUCUGGCGGUGGAUCGGCGUGGGAAAGGGGGCUUGGUUUCCUCCUGGGAUCUCCUUAAAGCCCCCCCCCCCCCCUCCCCCCCCAAAAAAAAGGCUGCCACGUGGCGGGAUUGUAGUGCGAGGCGCGCUAUGGCGGGAAAUUUAAGACGCCGCGCAAUUCCCCUGCUCCCGGACCGCUGCCACGGCCAGCCACGCCGCGCCGCGCUUUGGCCAUAAAAGCCAUGUCCGCGCGAGCAUUGAUGUAUCCCGCUGGAUUGGUUUGGACAGGGUGUGUUGUGCAGAGGCCUCGUUCACUUCUGUUGCAACCAGUCACUGCCCAGGUUCCGCCUCUGUAGCAGUGCUACUAGUAGUAGCGCACCUCCCGAUUUCCAGAAGAGGUAACUUCCGUUGUGCUGCUGACCGUCAGCAUCGAGCCACCGCCGACUCGGCCCGAUGGCGCCUGGACCCUACCACGCCGCCCCCGGAGCGUCACGCCAAGAACCGCCGCAGGCUGCGACGGGGCACGCAAUCCGCCUGGCGUACAGGGACGAGGAGAGCGGCGAGUUUAAGAUGGACCCCGCGGCCGUGGUGGCGCUGAAGCAAGUGAGAGGACCCAUCGGGGUGGUGGUGGUGUGCGGACGCGCGAGGCAGGGGAAGAGCUUCUUGCUUAACCAGCUGCUGGGUCGCAGCAGCGGCUUCAAAGUGGGCCCCACCCAGAAGCCAUGCACCAAGGGCUUGUGGAUAUGGAGCUCGCCCAUUAGGGUCAGGGCAGCUGAUGGGUCCCCGUACGACCUGCUGAUGCUCGACACCGAGGGCAUCGACGCCUGUGAUCAGACGGGCACCUACAGCAUGCAGAUAUUUUCCUUGGCCGUGCUGCUGUCGUCCCUCUUUGUGUACAACCAGAUGGGAGGCAUUGACGAGUCGUCCAUCGACCAGCUCUCCAUGGUCACAGAGAUGGCCAAGCACAUCCAAGUGCACACACAAUCAGCCAGUGGUGCUGCGUCUCCCACCUUCUUCUGGGUCAUUCGGGACUCUUACUUGUCUCUCAAAGAGAACGGGCGUACCAUCUCCCCUGGGGAGCACCUUGAAAGUAUACUGCAGCUUACUGAGGACAUCUCUGAAGCUGGAAGGGUUAAGAACCAGACCCGUGAGGCGAUCCGCUGGCUCUUCCCCGACCGAUACUGCUACACUCUCAGCCGCCCGGCUGAUGAGGAGCUGCUGGAGCAGUUGGAUCAGUUGCCUGCGGACCGGCUGAAGGAAAAGUUCAGGGAGGGUAUGAAUGCCUUAAGCGCGGCAGUGUUUGCACACGCUCUUCCCAAGAGGGUGGAUGGUUCUGUCAUGACUGGCCCCCUGCUGGCAGCCCUCGCUCAGAAGUACCUGGACGCCCUCAACCAUGGAGCUGUGCCCACCAUCCUUGACUCCUGGCAGUCUGUGGAGGAGACUGAGUGCUGCAAGGCUUAUGAAAUGGCCCUGAACACCUUUCGUGGGGAAUUUGAUGCGCGGACCUCCAAUAAGACAAAGUUGACGGUAAGCUACGAGGCAGUGCUGCAGGCAGCAAUGGCAGUGUACCAGGAGCAGGCAGUGGGGGAGGGACAUGCGAAGGUCAAAUACGAGGGAAAACUGAAGCUGGAAAUGGGCAAGAUUUUCGAGGCUGCCAAGGCUGCACUGGAAUCGCAGUGUAGCCUGCGACAGGAGCGGCUGGCGAGAGAAGAAGAGACCCAACGUGCAGAAAGGGAAAGGGAAGCCCGGGAGGCAGCGGAGAAAAAUGCACGAAUUGCUGGAGAGAGGGUGAGAGAGGAAGUUGCAGGAAGGCAGAAAGAGAGGGAGGCCCGGGAGACAGCGGAGAGGAAUGCACGAAUUGCUGGAGAGAGGGUGAGAGAGGAAACUGCAGGAAGGCAGAAAGAGAAAGAUGAAGCUGCAGAGAGGGAGAGAAAGAUGCAAGAAAUUGUACUGAAGGAGAGGUGGGAGAGGGAGAGGGAGAGGGAAAGGGAGAGGGAGAGGGAAAAGGAGGGGGAGAGGGAAAGGGAAAGGGAGAGGGAGAGGGAAAGGGAAGCAAACACUAUUGGAGCAAUUACAGGACAGGUGUUUGGAGUGAUCACCCUCGGUGCUACUGCAGCGGCUGGUGUACUUGCAGCUCCAGCAGUGCUAACAGCAGCUGCUGUUGGUACUGCUGCAGGUCUUGUGGCUAAAAAAAUUGCACAUGGUUGAUGAAAUAGUGCAACUGGCUGUGAUGAUGGUGUGUUGAAUUGAAGUGAAUGAAGAAACAGGAGUACAGGUUAAAUAUACCUGCUGUACUCUCUAAGGCAUGAGUUUAUCUAGUCUGUUGGGCUGAGAUAAGCCCUUAUGAUCUUUUCAGAGAAUAAGUCCCAGUUGUACAGGAUGCUUGAGUAGUGCAGCGGAAGUUUGAGUAGUUGAACCCUUUGUCAAACAUGUGUACUUGCCAUGUUUGUAUAGACUGUAUAGGGUCACCUCUUAGAGG